Messenger RNA from Blepharisma stoltei, 2830 nucleotides. NCBI's taxonomy places the organism in Eukaryota, Ciliophora, Heterotrichea, Heterotrichida, Blepharismidae. The record is from the annotation of a GenBank genome assembly.
AUGGACAAACUAGCUAAACCCCGUUCUCUGAAGGAAAUAGAAAAACACCUGAGAUCUGAAUCCAGCAAAUUUUAUGAUAAUAUUCCUAGCCAACUUAAAGAUGACAUCUCAUCUUUUAUUUCUUCCAAUAAGGAGCAUUCUCUAGAAAUCUUGAAUCCGUUGAAAAAUGUAGAAGAUUCGAUAGAACUAGGCCCAGAAGAAAAAAGAGCGCUUAAACUCCUUAUUGCAGCACAUAGUGUCCAAAUUUAUAUGAAAAAUGAAGAAUUGUCAGAUAAGAACAUUUUGGAAUGCAAGAAAUAUUUGGAAAUAUUAUCAAUAGAAGGAGGAAUUAAUGUAAUGAAAAUAAAUCAAGAAAUAAUUGAUAAAACCAAAGAAAUGCGUGAAGAGCUGGAGGUUGGGCCUGAAAAACUGACAAAAACACUUUCAGGUAUUUUAACUUUACCAUCUCUUGAAGAUCAACAACGAGAUGAAAUUUUGAACUUGAUUAACGAGCUUGGAAAUGCAGAUUUGCCAGAUUUUAAUAAUCCUCUUAGUGAGGAAAAAAAGGAGAUUUUUGAUGAAAUUUCACUAAACAUGGAAGCAGCUCAAAGGUAUGUCGCCUAUGUUAAAUCUCAAGAUGCCAAAAAAUUUCCAGGCCUAGACCCUGAUUUUCUAAAUGAAUUUUCUAAGUUGAUUUUAAAAUGCACAGACCUCGAAGAACUUAAUGCUCUCUCAACUAUGGUAAAUAUUCUAUCAUUAUAUGGCAGUAUAGAUCAUAUUAGCAAGUGUUUGCAAUUUAAGGUAAGAGCAGCAUUAUGGAAACCCUUGGAAGAUAUUGAUGCCCUUCAUUGUCUUGUAUUAAGAUUGAAUCUUUUAAAAGCUCUUAAAUAUUAUUCCAAUAUGGAAAGUAUUUAUGAAUCAAUCUGCAUUAAUGGGUUAGAAAUUAUUAAGGACUUUGAAGCUGCAGAGCAAUUUAUGACUGCAAUUUGUGGAAUCCACCUUCAAAAUGAUGCUAAAAUAAAGCUGCUUGAUUUAUAUGCUGAUAGUCAAAAUUCCAAGAUCAGAGCAUAUAUUGAUAUCCCGAACUUGAAAAUCUGCAGCCCUGAGCAAGUUAAUUUUGAUUCUCAGCUGUAUAAUGAUUGUUCGCGCUCUAACUAUUUGCUAAAUAUAAAUAAAGUCGCUAUUUUCUUGGAUGGAAAAAGGAUGUCUGCAGUCGAUAAAUGCUACUCAACUCGAUCAUUUCAAGAAUUCAGCCAGUUUAAAGAUGAAAUUCAAAUUUUGAGAGAAUUUCAUGAUACCGGUGAUAAUACAUUUUUAAAGCUUUAUGGCUGCUAUUACAAUGAAAAUACAGAAAAAGCUGAUCGGCCGCAUGAGCUGCAUAUAAUUAUGGAAUUUUGUCCAAGCACACUUAAUGAAGAAAUUCAAAAAAGAAAAGCCAAAAAAAAGUAUUACAGCGCUCAAAAAAUACUAACUCCCCCCCUCCGUGAGUGAACAAAAAAAAUUUUGUUCACCCACGGAGGGGGGUUAAUUUUUUUUUCGAAAUUUAAAAACAUCCUGAUUCGCAAAAAUUGGAAAGCAAAUCUUAAUUUAAUUUAUAAAAUUUAUGUUUUAAAAAGCAAUUUGUUUAAAAUUAAACUGAAUUAACUCGAGAUUUCAUUAUAAUAAUUAUCAAUUAUAUAUCAAAUUUUUUUGGUAUAAAAUAUUUUUCUAUUAAAAAAAUUUUUAUCCACGGAGGGUGGUUUUUUGGCAAAAAAUAAAGAUUUUUUCUAAUGGUUUUGUUCACUGACGGAAGGGGGGAGUAAAAUAUUUAGAUGUUCUCGCUAGAGGGUAUAAUCUAUUAAAAACGCGUAGAAUAGUUCACAGAGACAUAAAGCCAGACAAUAUUUUUAUUGGACAUGACAAGCGCUUAAAAAUUGCUGAUUUCAACACUUCUAUUAAGGUAGAUCAUACAAUAAACACAGUUAAUUUUGAAGAAAAUUAUACGAUUUCUGGAACUACUAGUUAUUUCGCCCCAGAAAUGCUUCGAGCUUAUGAACUAUACAAAAGACACCAAGGAGAUAGAAAAUUUAUCCACAAUCCUUUAAAAUCUGAUGUGUUUUCAUUAGGCAUCACAUUAUUAGAAGCCGCUACAUUAGAAAAUAUCAAAGGUUUGAACUCUUUUAGUGAUUCCAAUCUGCAAGAGCACAUAAAUAGAUUUAUUAAUGAGAAGAUACAGGACGAAGAUUUAAACCGGAUUUUGAAAUCUAUGCUUCAAGUUGACCCAGAGAGGAGACCUUCUUUCAGAGAUUUGAUUAUUGCGAUUAUACCUUAGCUUAAUAUCUGGUGUUUAAGGUGUCUAGUGCCCCCACUCUAAUAAAUAGGGAUAUAGCUAAACUAGUGACGUCGCCGAGCUAUCUUGGAAGCACGGUGGUCAGCCCACUGGCCAAGCCUUCUAUCAAAGCUUCGUCGCCAGUCUUCGCUGCACAUCUCACCCGGCGCGUUGCCGUUGUCCUAACUCAUCUCCUGAGCGUGUUCCGCCUAAGGGUCAUCCUCCCGUGGGGAUGUGCUGAGGGUAAAACCCUGAGCCUCUUGAAGCACUGAAGAGAAGUUCCUUUGGUCAUCCCCAAAGUUAAACUGCUGUUGCUGUGCAGAAGUUCUCGAGGGAAAACCUUACCCCAUGAAUAAAAUUCCAUGAGGGAGAGAAAAUUAGCGGAGCUGAUUUCUCUCGAACCGAAUUCCAUUUAUUUUAUGAUUGCGAUUAUACCAGUUUUAAUUCACUAUAGCCACCUCAACUCUAUAAUAAAUAGAAACAGCUAAGCAAAAUUUAUUCAAUGAAAAUUGGUAUAGUAAUGCAAAACCGACGGAAGGUUAG